GGCCUGAGCAUCCCCGGCUGUGACAGCUCCGGCCCCGCGUCCCCGCCGUCGCCCGCCCUCGGCCCCGCCGCCUCGCGCCAUGCCCGCCGUGGACAAGCUCCUGCUGGAGGAGGCCUUGCAGGACAGCCCCCAGGCUCGCUCCUUGCUCAGUGUGUUCGAGGAGGAUGCUGGCACCCUCACGGAUUACACCAACCAGCUGCUGCAGGCCAUGCAGCGUGUCUAUGGAGCACAGAAUGAAAUGUGCCUGGCCACCCAACAGCUUUCCAAACAGCUGCUAGCAUACGAAAAGCAGAAUUUUGCUCUCGGCAAAGGUGAUGAAGAAGUAAUUUCUACACUCCACUAUUUUUCCAAGGUGGUAGAUGAGCUUAAUGUUCUCCACACUGAGCUGGCUAAACAGUUGGCAGACACCAUGGUUCUACCUGUUAUACAGUUUCGAGAAAAGGAUCUCACAGAAGUCAGCACUUUGAAAGAUCUUUUUGGACUCGCCAGCAAUGAGCAUGACCUCUCAAUGGCAAAAUACAGCAGGCUUCCUAAAAAGAAGGAGAAUGAAAGGGUCAAGACUGAAGUUGGGAAAGAGGUGGCAGCUGCCCGGCGGAAACAGCACCUGUCGUCCCUUCAGUACUACUGUGCCCUCAACGCGCUGCAGUAUCGAAAGCGGGUGGCUAUGAUGGAGCCCAUGAUAGGCUUUGCCCAAGGACAGAUUGAUUUUUUUAAGAAGGGAGCAGCGAUGUUUUCCAGUAGUAUGGACAGCUUCUUAGCCUCGGUCGCAGGCAUGAUGCAAAGCAUUCAGGUGGAACUGGAAGCCGAGGUGGACAAGAUGCAGGUGUCCCAGCAAGAGCUCCUCUCGGUCGAUGAGUCUGUGUACACUCCAGACUUUGAUGUGGCUGCACCGCAGGUCAACAGGAACCUCCUCCAAAAGGCUGGCUACCUGAAUCUCAGAAACAAAACCGGGCUGGUGACCACCACCUGGGAGAGACUCUACUUCUUCACCCAAGGCGGUAACCUCAUGUGUCAGCCUAGGGGAGCGGUGGCUGGAGGACUGAUCCAGGACCUGGACAACUGCUCAGUGAUGGCGGUGGACUGUGAGGACCGGCGAUACUGCUUCCAGAUCACCACACCUAAUGGGAAAUCGGGGAUAACCCUCCAGGCAGAGAGCAGGAAAGAACAUGAAGAGUGGAUAUGUGCAAUACACAACAUCUCCAGGCAGAUCUACCUGACUGAAAACCCAGAGGCAGUCGCCAUCAAGUUGAAUCAGACGGCUCUCCAGGCGGUGACUCCCAUUACAAGUUUUGAGAAGAAAUCAGAAACCUCCUGUCCCAGUCUGAACCUGAAAAAUUCAGAGACAGAAAAUCAUACGAUUCCUGCCACAGAACUGAUAGCACCUGGAACACCUAUUCAGUUUGAUAUUGUGCUUCCUGCAACGGAAUUCCUCGAUCAGAACAGGGGGAGCAGGCGCAGCAACCCUUUUGGUGAAACUGAGGAUGACUCAUUUCCUGAAGCAGAAGAUUCCCUUUUGCAACAGAUGUUUAUAGUUCGGUUUUUGGGAUCCAUGGCAGUUAAGACAGACAGCACGACUGAAGUGAUUUAUGAAGCUAUGAGACAAGUACUGGCUGCUCGGGCUAUUCACAACAUCUUCCGCACAACAGAAUCCCAUCUGAUGGUUACCAGUCAAAGUCUGAGGUUGAUAGAUCCACAGACUCAAGUGUCAAGGGCCAAUUUUGAACUUACCAGUGUCACACAGUUUGCUGCUCAUCAGGAAAACAAGAGACUGGUUGGCUUUGUCAUCCGUGUUCCUGAGUCCACAGGAGAAGAGUCUCUGAGCACAUACAUUUUUGAAAGCAACUCAGAAGGCGAAAAGAUAUGUUAUGCUAUUAAUUUGGGAAAAGAAAUUAUUGAGGUUCAAAAGGAUCCAGAAGCACUGGCUCAAUUAAUGCUGUCUGUACCACUAACUAAUGAUGGAAAAUAUGUACUGUUAAACGAUCAACCAGAUGACAAUGGUGGAAGUCCAAGUGAAAAUAGAGGUGCAGAAUCUGAAGCAUAACUCACUGGGGCGUGUGGGGAAGACACACAGAAGGAGAGCUACCUCGCUAAGGGUUCUCAACUUCUCUGAUGCACAGGCACACUGACCUGGUUUCAGAAUGCUGACAAGCGUUUGUGGAAUGUACCCCUCGAUGUCUUGCUACUGAGACUUGGGAGGGAGACAAUAAGAAAUGGGUGACAACGUUUCUACUCUCUACAAAUGUUAUUUUAGGUGCUUUGUGGUAAGUCUUUUCGUUAGACUGCAUUAUUUAGUGCUCAGAACAAAAGCUAUGAAAAUGCAUUGUUUGGAUGUCAUCUCCAGUAUCUUUUGUAAAAAUAGCAAAAGCUGAGAUUUAAAAUACUAAAUAUUUCCUAUUAAUAUAAUCUAUUUUUGUAUUUUACUUAAUGAAUCUUAAGUGCCUGUCAUUCUUGAUGUAAUUAAGUUCAGUCUAUCUCAUAACUGGACCUCACAGCAUUACAUUACUCUGUAGUUAGGUGACAAGCAGUAGUAGAGAUGCAGGUCUAGUUCUGAUAACUUCCAGACAUCAUGCAAUAAAAAGAGUAGCAGGUGAAUACCACAAAAGAUGUUUUACAAGAGACUCUUAGAGAACCAGCAUUCAUUCAAAACUGUAAGGUACUCUUAGAUGUGACUUUAGUGGAUAUUUCCUGUGGCCAGGGUACAACUCUACUAGUUCCUGUUUCUUCUGAGCCAGACCCUCAAGUAAGGGACCAAUUAAUUUUAAAACUUACUUGAAGCACAGCUGCUUGUGGGGCAUGGUAUAAAGUUUUAUUUCUACCCUGGUAUUUUUGGUUCCUGGAGCCAAUCCACUCAUCUAUCCCCCCUAAUUAUGAAACAAGUGUAAGGAUCUUGAAUUGGUAUAGUGUGUUUAAUUGUAACCAAUUUCAACCGACUCCUUUUAUCUUUGUAAUACUAACAUAGCAAUAAAAAUUACCAUUCUGUA
Molecule: messenger RNA, 2981 nt
Organism: Dipodomys spectabilis (banner-tailed kangaroo rat)
Lineage: Eukaryota; Metazoa; Chordata; Mammalia; Rodentia; Heteromyidae
Gene: Appl2
Product: adaptor protein, phosphotyrosine interacting with PH domain and leucine zipper 2
Exons: 21
Coding region: 80-2041 (653 amino acids)
Biological process (GO): signaling
Cellular component (GO): endosome membrane; cytoplasm
Molecular function (GO): protein binding
Source: RefSeq, a predicted model, not a curated record